AUGGUCACUGCAGCCGCAAGAAGACUCAGAGACUCGCGAAGAGGAGCUCAAGGCCAAAUUCUGAGAGCCCCUGCUCGAACAGGGGCGGCCGGAAUGGAACGUUUUGGCGAUUCGAUGCAGUCUGCCGUCGAUAUCAUCCGUCCGCUCGCUGAAAACAGUUUCGUACCGCAACUGGUCAACGAGACGCAAAAUUUGGGGAAGACGCCGGUCCAGACCGAAGCCGGGGGGGAAGUUAAUGACAAUCUGGCAGAUGCGAAAAUCGCCCACAAGAAGGAGAUCGAAGAGCUUAUUAUCCUGCAGGAGGAAGUCAUUCGCGAUAAGAACUGGGGAAUGGAGCAAAGUAUUGCAAUGGAGAAGCAGAAAGCUGAAGAACGCCUUGCCGAAAUUGAAAAGGCGCGAAAAGCGUGGAAGACCGGCAGACAAGGAAGAGAGAUGAUGUGA
Penicillium maclennaniae is the source of this 441-nucleotide messenger RNA. RefSeq names its product P-loop containing nucleoside triphosphate hydrolase. Lineage: Eukaryota; Fungi; Ascomycota; Eurotiomycetes; Eurotiales; Aspergillaceae. The coding region runs from base 1 to 441 and encodes 146 amino acids. The transcript has a single exon. The record is from RefSeq and is a predicted model, not a curated record.